AUGAUAAGUGUGCUCAAUAGUCUGAAAACUAGUGCAAUAGAGCAGGAUGCGGCAGAUUUCGAUCCCUCGGGAACUGGGGGACCUAGCCAUCAGAAGGACCACACAGACACUUCAAGAUCAAAUCACGAAGACGCAGCUUCGACCGGAGUCACAAGCAUAACUACAGGGUUGUCGGAGCUGUUAUGGACCGGCUCAGACAAUCUCGGACAUGACUUGAAUGAUGCGCCGUUGGAAUCUAAGACUGCAUGGCUGAGCAAUGUCUUUCCCGAUAUACCUAGACGAGAGUUAGGUGUCAUACUUGAAAGCCACGCAGGAUCUUUGGACAAGGCGACUGAUGAGCUCUUGAACCUAUCUUUUCUGUAUCAGGGCACGGGAGACGCAUUUCCAGAGGUUACGCCAGUCCCGAAGGGCGUCGAGGCCUUUGCAGAAGACGCGAUGCGGCCGAGGAAGGGUAGGAAGAAGAGAAGGAACAGAACGACAGACUCUUCAAGAACAAGUUCUGCCUCUUCAUAUUUACCUGACGAUGAGAUAUCCAACUACAAUGUUUGGUCUACAAUGUCUGAUGAUGUACAAUUCAUUUGUUCUAGGACUGAUCUCCCGGCCCAAACCGUUAGAUCCAUUUAUCACUCCAACGGAGCUCGCCUUGGACGAACAAUCCGAGCGCUUGCCAUAAAAGAAGCUGCCACGAAGAAGUCCAGCACGGAUGAUCCCAUAAUGGAGCUCCAAAUCGCUGAAUUCACCACCGACUUUGAGAGCGUCCCAAAAGCGGAGCUGUACGGUCUAUUGACUUUGGCCCGAAACAUUCCUUCUGCGGCUCGGGAGCUGCUGGAGGUCAUGAUGGAUGUCAACCGAAAGGAUGGGACUGCCAAUAUCGCUCUGGAUGCUCAAUAUGCACCCAUCAAACUGGAAGAUGACCAACCCCUUGACUCACCUUCAUCAAGUUCGUCGUGGACGACAAUGAAGCCUGCUGCACGAGACUCGGCUGCAAUUCACAGAGCCGCCGCUUCCCACAGCUUCAAUCAAGCAAGUGCCGCGUUCAAGAAGAGUAAAUCUGAUCGCCUUAUGGGCGGUGCAGCAGCGUACUACUCGCAAGUCGGCCACGAUCGAAUGAGAGUGGCUAAAGAAAUGCAUGCGGCAGAAGCAGAUGCGCUUGUCGCGAGACAAUCAUCCACAACCGUUCUUGACCUUCACGGCGUAAGCGUGGCAGAUGCGGUCCGAAUCGCCAGCGACAGAACGCAAAGUUGGUGGGACGGACUGGGCGACGCGAAAUACGCCUCAGGAGGUGGUGGACCGAUGAGGGCAGGCUUCAAGAUCGUGACCGGGGUCGGCACUCACAGUAAAAACCAUGCACCAAGGAUAGGGCCUGCGGUCAGCAAAAUGCUGAUCAGGGACGGGUGGAGGGUCGAGAUUGGCCAUGGAGAGGUCGUCGUGACGGGAAAGACUCGACGCUCUUGA
This is a messenger RNA of Exophiala aquamarina CBS 119918, 1455 nucleotides long. RefSeq lists its product as uncharacterized. Bases 1 to 1455 code for a protein of 484 amino acids. NCBI's taxonomy places the organism in Eukaryota, Fungi, Ascomycota, Eurotiomycetes, Chaetothyriales, Herpotrichiellaceae. The record is from RefSeq and is a predicted model, not a curated record. The transcript has a single exon.